GAUAUUUAAAUAGACAAUCCACCAUGUUUAAACGGUGGCUUAUAGCUCUGCUGCCCCGGGUCGGCCUUCUUGUCCUGGGCCUCUGCUGCUGUCUGUCCCUGUUCUACCUCCUGGCCUGUAAACCAACCUCUCACAGCAGCCAGCAGUCUCUGCUGUGGUCUGGAGGGGCCACCAGUAAGGAGGGAUACAUGGCCUUGUUGCAGGAGAGGGAGGACUCUCACAGACAUUACAUUAACAGCUUAACAAAGCAGAUAGCCCAGCUAAAGGAGGCUCUCCAGGAGAGGACGCAGCAGCUUCAGGAGUCCCUGGAUAAAGCUAAAAUAAAAGGGAUUCUGCCUCACGGUGUGGCGAGUCUGCACAAAACCCCGACACUGUCUGACCUGAAGGAGUUCUUCCACUCCCAGCUGAGCCAGGCGGAGGUGAACUCAGGUGUAAAGCUGCCCAGCGAAUAUGCAGUGAUUCCUUAUGACACUUUCACCCUGCGUAGGGUGUACCAGCUGGAGACAGGGCUGACCAGGCACCCGGAGGAGAGGCCUGCGAGGAGAGAUCGCAGAGACGAGCUGAUAGGUACAGUGGAAACAGCUCUGCACUACCUGAAUGGACCUCAGCAACACACAGACAACACCAGGCGGAAGCACACAUACUCCCCUCCAGACUUCAUAGAGGGGUUGACUCGUACAGAGCGGGACAGAGGAACCGUUUACGAGCUGAUGUUUAAAGGAGACGGCCCACGGGACUUCAUACAGCUCGUGCUCUUCAGGCCAUUCGGUCCUGUGGUGAAGGUUAAGAGCGAGAGCGUAGACACGCACAGCAUGCUGAUCAACAUCAUCGUACCUCUUUCCAAGAGGGCGGACGCAUUCAGGCAGUUCAUGAACAACUUCAGAGAAGUGUGCAUUCAGCAGGAUGGCAGGGUUCAUCUCACUGUUGUCUACUUUGGUCGAGAUCAGAUCGGCCAGGUGAAAGCCAUGCUGGACCAGACAACCAGAGAGACUCGGUUCCGGAGCUUCACUUUGAUCCAGCUGAAUGAGGAGUUUUCUCGCGGGCGGGGCUUGGAGGUGGGCGCCAGGGCUUGGAGGCGGAGUCAGAAUGUCCUGCUCUUCUUCUGUGAUGUUGACAUCCACUUCACUGCUGACUUCUUAACUUCCUGUCGUCUCAACGCAGAGCCUGGUAAGAAGGUGUACUAUCCAGUGCUCUUCAGCCAGUACAACCCAUCUAUCAUCUACAGUAAUCAGACAAUUCUACCCUCUGUUCAACAACAACUGGCGAUAAGAAAGGAAACUGGAUUUUGGAGAGACUUUGGGUUUGGCAUGACGUGCCAGUACAGGUCUGAUUUCAUCAACAUAGGUGGUUUUGACCGCAACAUCAAAGGCUGGGGGUUAGAGGACGUGCACUUGUACAGGAAGUACCUUCACAGUAAGCUGAUGGUGAUUCGCUCUCCGUCUCGCAGCCUUUUCCACUUGUGGCACGAGAAGAACUGUGCAGAUGAGCUCCCUCCAGACAAGUACAAGAUGUGUAUGCAGACCAAAGCAAUGAGCGAGGCCUCGCACGGCCAGCUGGGGGAGCUGGUUUUCAAACGAGAGAUUGAGCUCCAUUUGAACUCCCAGAAGCAGAAAAACAAGGUAACUUAAUGAGGACAAUUCAGCUGCGGUUGGUGAUGAGAUAACAGGACUUUGGUGAUAUUAUUAGUCACUGUUAUGUAUGUUCUUGUUUUCAAUGGUAAUUUAUGUUUACUUACAUUAAUUAUUCAGCUUCAAACAAAAGGCGAUUUACUGUGUUUUUCUACGGACACAUAAACUUGUGCAAAACUGACAUCAGAACAAAUGGCUGGUCAAUAAUGUGUCAAUAAAAAUGGAUUGUAUAAUUUAUUUGUCCACUGUAUAUUUUCUUUCCAUAGAGAAGUCAAAGAGGGAAUAUGGCAAAAGCUGCCAUUAAUAUUUUGUGUGGUUUAAUGUGGUUUCCCAAAAUGUUUUUUCUGUCAUGCAACAAACAAUCCCCUGCAUAUUUAUCUUUCCAAAUGUAUGAACGUUUUCAUUACUGCGCAAACGUGUAAUAAAAGGUAGCAUUUUAUUG
Micropterus dolomieu (smallmouth bass) is the source of this 2070-nucleotide messenger RNA. Its product is annotated as chondroitin sulfate N-acetylgalactosaminyltransferase 1-like. The transcript has 9 exons. Gene Ontology annotation, cellular component: Golgi cisterna membrane. The record is from RefSeq and is a predicted model, not a curated record. NCBI's taxonomy places the organism in Eukaryota, Metazoa, Chordata, Actinopteri, Centrarchiformes, Centrarchidae. Gene Ontology annotation, molecular function: glucuronosyl-N-acetylgalactosaminyl-proteoglycan 4-beta-N-acetylgalactosaminyltransferase activity. Bases 24 to 1628 code for a protein of 534 amino acids.